Molecule: messenger RNA, 2448 nt
Organism: Cyprinodon tularosa
Lineage: Eukaryota; Metazoa; Chordata; Actinopteri; Cyprinodontiformes; Cyprinodontidae
Gene: galnt17
Product: polypeptide N-acetylgalactosaminyltransferase 17
Exons: 11
Coding region: 236-2035 (599 amino acids)
Cellular component (GO): Golgi apparatus
Source: RefSeq, a predicted model, not a curated record
AGUCAGAUGGAGAAGAAUCCGCUUUAUGUCUGAAAACAGGUGCAGUGACUCUUUCAGCACAAGCACCUCUGCAGGAUUUCAUGGUUUGGGUCUGCUGAUGUGACCCGGUGAGAUAUCACUGCAGCUUCCAGGACAUUGCAAGACCUGAAAGCACCUGACCGCCCCCUCAUCCCCACACCCCAGCCCCAAAAUUACAAAAAAAAAAAAAAAAAGCACCGGGAACCCAACUCUUUUCAUGGCUUUUGUCUUCAGAAGAUGGAGGGUGUUAUUGCUUCUCAACGUUCUGGCGGUCGCAGGGUUCAUGACCUUCUGGGCCAAGUGCAACACCCGCAGCGUCCAGGCGGCUGGUCCGGAGGCUCCGGCUGACGGAAAGAGGCCCCGAGCCAACGGGACAGCGCAGGGGCCCAGCGUGAGCCACGAGGUGCUGCUGAAGAGGCUCAGCUCGCUGGAGGAUGUGGUUUACAGGCAGCUAAACGGUCUGUCCAAAUCCCUGGGCCUGAUUGAAGGCUUUGGGGGUCGGGGUAAAGGCGGCGUCGCUGCUACGCUUUCACCACUGGAGGAGAACGAUGCCAAAUACCUAAAGGAGAAGUACGGCUACAAUGCCUACCUCAGCGACAGGAUCUCUCUGGACCGGACCAUCCCGGAUCACCGGCCGAACAAAUGUAGAAAAGUCAGCUACCCCAGAGACCUCCCCCAGAUCUCCCUUAUCUUCAUUUUUGUCAACGAAGCCCUGUCAGUGAUCCUACGCUCUGUCCACUCAGCAGUCAAUCACACGCCAGCUCACUUGCUCAAAGAGAUUAUCCUGGUGGACGACAACAGCGAUGACGAGCAGCUGAAAGGACCUUUGGAGGAUUAUGUGAACAAGCGCUACCCCGGGCUUGUGAAGAUAGUAAGAAACCAGAAAAGAGAAGGACUGAUCCGGGCCAGAAUCGAAGGCUGGAAGGUGGCUACAGCAGAAGUUACUGGAUUUUUUGAUGCCCAUGUUGAGUUUACUCCCCAAUGGGCUGAGCCUGUGCUGGCCAGAAUAAAAGAGGACCAUAAGCGGAUCAUCCUGCCGUCCAUCGACAACAUCAAACAUGACACCUUCGAGGUGGAGCGUUAUGAGAACUCGGGCCACGGCUACAACUGGGAACUCUGGUGCAUGUACAUCAACCCACCUAAGCAAUGGUGGGACGAGGGUGACCUGUCUGCUCCCAUAAGGACUCCUGCAAUGAUUGGAUGCUCCUUUGUGGCUGACCGGGAUUACUUCGGGGAACUCGGUCUGCUGGACUCAGGCAUGGACGUCUACGGAGGGGAGAACAUCGAGCUGGGCAUUAGGGUUUGGCUGUGUGGCGGCAGCAUGGAGGUGCUGCCUUGUUCCAGAGUUGCUCACAUUGCUCGAAUAAAGAAACCCUACCACAGCAAUAUAGCAUUCCACACCCGGCGCAACGCUCUGCGAGUCGCCGAGGUCUGGAUGGAUGAGUACAAAUCCAAUGUGUACCUGGCCUGGAACAUCCCAAUGGAGAACCAUGGCAUUGAUUAUGGAGACGUUUCUCAGAGGGUGGCGCUGAGGAAAAGUCUGCAGUGUAAGAGCUUCCAGUGGUACCUCGACAACGUUUACCCAGAAAUGAGGAGGUACAAUAACACGGUGUUCUACGGUGAGAUCCGUAACUCUAAAGUGAGCCACUUGUGUAUGGAUCAGGGUAUGAAGGAAAACCACACAGCCACCCUUCACCCCUGCCAUGGCUGGGGUCCUCAGUUGGGACGCUACACCAAAGAGGGUCAGCUGUUCCUGGGUCCGCUGGGAAGCACCGGUGAGGACACUCGCUGUGUCGUAGACGAUCAGACCAGCAGCUUUCCCCAGCUCCUAAACUGUGACAAAGUCACCAACGCCAAGCAGAAGACAUGGGACUUCUCUCAGAAUGACUCCAUCAUAAACCGAGCUACAGGACGGUGUCUAGAGGUGGUGCCAGCCAACGUUUACUUCGGCCACCUGCUGGUUCUACAGCCCUGCUCUGGCCAGAGGUGGACCAUCAAGAACACUAUGAAGCAAUAACCAAUGGAGAGGACCCGUCUUACCCACAGUGGUCAACUGACCUUAGCUUGGCACAAGGUUGCACAAUAAAAUGGCAAGAAGUCCAUGAAAGAAAUGUUUUACUAAAUGCUCUGGGUGCCAUGAAGAUUAUUGAGACUGGAAAUUAUUUUUUAUAAAACAGAGAUUCAAAAGGACAACUGAAGCAUGAGGACUGUUUCUGUCUGAUUUAUUUUGACUUAAUGUGUUGUUAUAAAUCCUCUGUGUAAUGCUACUAAACAGUGCUCUGACAUUUAAGACUUAAGAUUCAAUCAGCCAAUAGAUUUUACCAGCAAAACGUCUCCACUGCAAAAACGAUCUAAAAAUGAGUAAAAAUGUCUUAAAUUAAGUGUAUUUACCUUUAAUUUAAGCAGGUAAAUAAGAUGAUUUGCAAAUUG